Medicago truncatula (barrel medic) is the source of this 3581-nucleotide messenger RNA. Its product is annotated as LEAF RUST 10 DISEASE-RESISTANCE proteinUS RECEPTOR-LIKE PROTEIN KINASE-like 1.2. Gene Ontology annotation, molecular function: ATP binding; polysaccharide binding; protein kinase activity. Bases 1250 to 3331 code for a protein of 693 amino acids. The transcript is spliced from 4 exons. Lineage: Eukaryota; Viridiplantae; Streptophyta; Magnoliopsida; Fabales; Fabaceae. The record is from RefSeq and is a predicted model, not a curated record. Gene Ontology annotation, biological process: protein phosphorylation.
GAACUUGAGUAAAUUUUAUGUGCCUGUUUGUCACGUUUUUUUAUUUUUUUAGUAUUGACCUCGGAUUCUCAUGGAAAAAGGGCUCUAUAAAUUUAAAUUUAGUCGGAAAUGAUUGUUUUGGUUAUAGGAUUUGAACUCGUUCAUUUGAGUAAUUUAUCUUUAAUUAAAGUUCAUUAACUAGUUAAAUCCAACCAACUAACUUGCUAUGUUUGGUUAUAUUGAAUUAAUGUUAUUCUAAUUAGUAACUAGCUAGUUUAUGUGAGUUAAUCAGAUUUCUAAGCAAUUAUGAAGUAAUAAGUUGAUGUUGGUGGCAGUAAAUAGGAAGAACAAAACUUGCAAUAUGAAAUAUGUCAUUUAUGCACUAAACGUGUCGGUUCAAUCAUACAUGAUAAUGUUUAGAAUGAUGACAGGUAACAGUCCCCUUAGAACCAAAGAGUAGAUUGAUAAAUGACACUAGAGAAAAAUGUAUAACCAUAUUGAUGUUUAGGUUUUCAAACAUGAAAUUCCAAACUUGUCUCUCAGAGUUUAAGCCUAACAUAUAUUUUAGUCACCCAGAAGUUAAAAAAAAAAUCUGAUAUAUUUCAUAAAAGUAAGGAAUGUUCAAAUGUUCAUUGACUUUGUCAAAGAUUUAUUUUCCAUGUGGAAAUUGACUAGCCACUUUAAGGUGUGUAUUCUCCUUUUUUUUCCUUCGAAAAAGGGGCAUAUUUUUCCAACCAUAUUCUUUUCAUCUACAAAACUCAAACCCGAGACCUUACUUAAAAGAUCUGAGACCAUUUUUCUCUGGACCUUUGUGGUUAUUACUUCCAAGUUCCUAGCAAACAUAGCUGAUGGUUUGAUUUUUGGUAGUAGACGGUGAAAUUAAUCAUUCUUGGAGAAAGAAAGAGGAUAGAACCAACUUGAAGAAACACAUUUGAUUGAACAUUCUAGCUAUACUUAUAGUAAACUUAGAUAGAAGUCCAAAAUUUCUCGUUGAUAAACAAUGCAUAAAUUCUAUUGUAAAUCCGGUAAGUUGUGGAUAACUUCACCUUGAAUACGACGUAUCUUAAUUUAAAAUUUAAUUAAAAAAAGAAUAAAAGAAACAACAAGGAAAGAGAGUGGAAAUUUCGUGGGUGACUAUUGAGUUGACUCUAUGGGCAUGAGAAUCAUUUUUGCUUACCAUGAGCAGUAUAACUCAACUCAAACAUAAUGAACUGAAAUUUGCAUCUAAGCACUACCUUCUCCUCUUCUUUUCAUCCUCGUUUUCAACACAAUGGAAAAUCAUAUCACUAUCCUCAUCAAUAUUACACACAUCUCUUUCUUCUUAGUAAUAAUAAUAAUUGCCACUUUUUUUCCACUUCAAUCCCACUCUCAACCUCCAUCAUUUAACGAUUAUUCCACUUGUAAAGACAUCAAAAACUCUUACAGCUGCGGAAGUAUUAUCUCCAACAUCUCUUAUCCAUUCUGGGGAGAAAAUCGUCCUUUUCAUUGUGGUGCUGGCAACCCGUAUCACCUUUACUGCCACAAUAACAAAGAUACUACCAUUUUGUUAUACUCACAAAAAUUCACAGUACUUGACAUCAACAUAGAAAAACACACCAUGAAACUCAAAAGAACAGACCUUGAUCAAAAUCUUUGUUCUCCUCAAUAUAAUGAUACUUAUUUGUUUCCACCUCUGUUUCAAUAUCCUUCAACUGUCAACAACAUCACAAUAUUCUACAAUUGUACUCCCUCUCAAUCGAAAGAUAAAAUAUCUCUAUGUGGAUCUCAGAAUCAUGCUUUUUGUCAUGUUGGUAAUCAAGAUAUACUCUUGAAAGAAUAUCCAGAAUUAAAGAAUUGCAAGAGACAUGUUCAAGUUCCAGCAGGGGAAGGCUUUCCUCUGUGGCAUUUUUAUGAUGGUAUAGUUGACAUUGAUAAUCUUAAAAGUGGUUUGAAUAAUGGGUUUGAGGUGAAUUAUAGUGUGAAAGAGGAAUGUGCAAAGUGUUUGGGAAGUGAAGAAGGAGAUUGUAAAUGGAAGUCCAAUAGGGAUAUUGAGAAACAUGUUAACUCCUCUUGCUAUUAUGAUAAUUGUUCAGAUGGAUCUAUUCAUUUUUCCACACAACAAUGUUCUAAUCACAACCCAUGGAACUGGAAGAGGAAACUCGGCAUUGGCCUUGCUUCUGGUGUGUUAGGAGCAGCACUUGCCGUGAUCACUGGCUUAUAUUUCUAUAAGCGCCGAAAGAAUGCAAGUUAUGCAAAGUCGUAUGUACAGUCUCACAGCUUCUCUUCUGAUCCAUCUUCGAGGGAUAUUGAGAGGGGAAGUCAGCACUUUGGAGGAAGCCAAAACUUUGGAGUGCAAGCUUUUACUUAUAGUGAGCUUCAAGAAGCCACAAACAACUUUGAUCCGUCUAAAGAACUCGGAGAAGGGGGCUUUGGGACAGUGUAUUUUGGAAAACUGCAUGAUGGGCGCAGUGUUGCUGUAAAGAGGUUAUACGAGAACAACUACAGAAGAGUUGAGCAAUUCAUGAAUGAAGUUAGGAUCCUAGCUAGAUUAGUCCAUCCAAAUCUUGUGUCACUAUACGGAUGCACUUCACGCCAUAGUCGCGAACUUCUGCUUGUGUACGAGUACGUCUCUAAUGGAACUGUCGCGGACCAUCUUCACGGUAAAAAAGCAAAACAUGGAAAACUCUCUUGGCAUGUUAGAAUGAAUAUUGCUGUGGAGACAGCAAGUGCAUUGAAGUAUCUUCAUGUUUCUGACAUCAUUCACCGAGAUAUCAAAACCAAUAAUAUUCUUCUUGACGCUCAUUUUCGUGUAAAAGUAGCCGAUUUUGGACUGUCACGCCUUUUUCCAAAUGAUCAAACUCAUGUUUCAACAGCUCCACAAGGGACUCCGGGGUAUGUGGAUCCUGAGUACCACGAGUGCUAUCAACUUACCGAUAGAAGUGAUGUCUAUAGCUUUGGAGUUGUGAUGAUCGAGUUGAUAUCCUCUUUGCCUGCUGUCGAUAUAACAAGGCAUAGACAUGAAAUCAAUUUAUCCAACAUGGCUAUCAACCGAAUUCAAAAUCGAACAUUGCAUGAAAUCGUGGAUCCAACCCUCGGUUUUGAAUCAGAUCCCAAGGUAAAGAAAAUGAUACAUGCUAUGGCUGAGUUAGCAUUUCAAUGCUUGCAAAGCUCAAAAGAUAUGCGACCUAGUAUGGACGAAGUGUUGGAAACUUUAAAGGAUAUUCAAAGUGAUGGUAAGCAUAAAAGCCAACCUGAGGUAAUUGACAUUUCAAAAUCAGCUGAUGAAGCUGUUUUGCUGAAUCAUGAUCCACCUCCACUAUCACCUGAUUCAAAUAUUUUGAGCAAUUAUACAACACCAAAUGCUAGUGGUUAAGAGAAUGAAUUUGGUUUGAAACUAUAUCCAUCAUAGUUUUCAACAUUUUAUCCAUACAUUCUUUAUCAAAUUGGCACAAUGUAGCAGCCAGAUAACUUUUGAAAUUGAGAUGUAUAUAUAGAUGAUAUAAAGUUGCCUUGGUUAUGAAACUUCAUCUUUUGAUGAUUUUAGUUAGAUAUUAUUAAUAUGUAUUUUUUGUACUAAAAUUACAAGUUUAGUUAAGAUGAAUUAUUUUCUUUCUUCUUUCCAA